Emiliania huxleyi CCMP1516 is the source of this 462-nucleotide messenger RNA. RefSeq lists its product as hypothetical. Bases 1 to 462 code for a protein of 153 amino acids. The transcript has a single exon. Gene Ontology annotation, molecular function: zinc ion binding; nucleic acid binding. NCBI's taxonomy places the organism in Eukaryota, Haptophyta, Isochrysidales, Noelaerhabdaceae. The record is from RefSeq and is a predicted model, not a curated record.
AUGCCAGCAAUGCAUGCGCCCUUCAACCCCAUCGAGGUCCUGAUGGAGGACGCACUCUGCACGUACAUCGACCCGCUCGACGAGCUGAAGGCCUUCAACCGCCUUCUCUCGCCUGCUGUGGCUGUGCUGCUAAAUGAGGUCAACGAGCCCAUCGCGACCCACGAGCCUGGAUCCAAGUUGCAGCGGGGGUUGGUGCUGAAGCUGCCACCGCAGCUCGCGCCCGCCCGGUUAAUCGCCAAGCAGAAUAUUGCUAGCCCGUUGACGCCGGCGCGUCCGUCGCGCAAAAACAAGCCGCAGCGCUGCAGCAACUGCAAAGGAACGGGUCACAAGUCGCGCACGUGCAAAUGGGGAAAGCCCGCCAGCGCUUCUAUCGCUGCCACAGUGAACGUGGCAGCGGCACCGCCAGCAUUGUUGGAUAACAACGCUCUCGCGAUGAACACGGCUGCUGCGGCUGCCAGGUGA